UAUUGCUUUCAAAUGUUAUGAUGAUACCAUUUGUGAUACCAGUUUUAUAUAUAUAUAUAUAGAUAUGGAUAUACUGUCGUGUCCUCGCGACGAUUGAGAAAUGUGGAGAAGUGGGUUAACUUAACACGGACCACAACACUGGCACGAUCGGGCCAAAAUUGUAGUAAACUUGGCACAGAUUCUCCGGCAGCCUAUGUUAACAGCCCUUUCCCCUUAAUUUGGCAAAUGAACUCUAUGUGGACUGUUGACAGCUCUGUAGGACAAGCACGAACACACACACACACACUCUCUCACACACACACAUAUUGCUGCAAGUAACAGUGUUUAACUUCCAGGCUUGUAACAUUAGUAUUACUAUGUUACGACAUCCACUUAGCGGAGUUGUGAGUGUUUAAACACUGUGUUUUUUUUUUUUUAAAAAUAAGUUAUCUAGAGGCGUUCAGGUGAAGCAGAGUUAUUAGGGAUUAAAACAAACAAUCAUCUGUAAAGUGACUAAACGUAAUGUGUCAGUGUUUCAAGCUACAGUCCAUGCAGUUAAUUAUUAUCUUCAGUUGAGAGUCUUCAAAAUAUUUUUUUUUUUAAAAAAUCCCAUAAAAUGUGCCCUCUGCCUUACAUAGUCUGUCUUGUUAUUAUUUAUUUUAGAAACUUUUAAGGUAAGCAAAUAAACUGAUGAGCACAUGUUGUUUCCUUGCUAGAAUGUGACUGACAAGCUUUAAAACCAAAACAAAACCAAAAAAAUAUAUAUCUAAAAGUUUGUUUUUAGUGAGAUGACACAGACCGAGUUGAAUGAUAAGAACUGGAAAAGCAGCAUGGAGCUCAGGAGGGUGAAGGGGGGAACUUUUGCUUUUCCAUUUCUAUGUGACCGAGUCUGAGGUCCAAAGUCCCCGAAGCUAAUAAAAAAUGGAGGGGGGGGUAAAUGAAUUGUACGCUGUGUUUUCAGAUAGCCGAGGAGGAGAAGAAGGUGCUGGAUGGUGGAUCGGGGUUGUGUGUUUGGAGUAGGAGGAGGAGUGUGACUGUGUAAUUACGUGGGUGAAAAAAAAAAAGGAAAAAAGUUGGGUCUGAUUUGCUGGAAUCGCGCAGGACCGAAGGUGCACCGGUCGAUUUCAUAUCAAGUUUGGUUAAAGCAGGGGUGAACAUCACACACUCGACGCCCUCUGAAGCUUCCCACAAUGCUUUCAUGAACGACAUAUCACAGCACAGAGACGCGCGCAAAGAAAAAGCCCAUGUAGUAGAAGGAGGACGCAGCAAAGCCCGUUCGCACCGGUUCUAUGACUACAACCUCCAAGUGCUCGCUGUGUCAACUUUAAACUAUAGCGCGUAAAAUCUCUGAGGUUUUUUUGUUGUUGUUGUUGUUGUUGUUGGCAUCUGCGGAAGACGACAAUCUUUGGAUCGCAAAAAAAAAAAAAUAAUUCAUGGAUGUUCUUGGAUAAUCUCUUAUCGUUUUACGCGGAUUGCUGCUCCACAGUCUCGCACGGUGCACAUCGGUCCAGGAAUGGCGCGAUAAAGUGAUCAGAGGAACCAGUCCAAGUACAUUCACUUACCGUGUAGCCGUCUCGUCAUGUAUUCUCCGAUUUGUCUCACUCAGGAUGAAUUUCAUCCCUUCAUCGAGGCACUUCUUCCUCACGUCCGUGCCAUUGCCUACACGUGGUUCAACCUCCAGGCCAGAAAACGCAAGUACUUCAAGAAGCACGAGAAGCGGAUGUCCAAGGACGAGGAGCGUGCGGUGAAGGAUGAGCUUCUGAGCGAGAAGCCCGAGGUCAAGCAGAAAUGGGCAUCCAGGCUGCUGGCCAAACUGCGUAAGGACAUUCGACAGGAGUACCGUGAGGACUUUGUCCUCAGCGUGACGGGCAAGAAGCACCCAUGCUGCGUGCUAUCCAACCCGGACCAGAAGGGCAAGAUCCGUCGGAUCGACUGUUUGAGGCAGGCCGACAAAGUUUGGCGUCUGGACCUGGUGAUGGUCAUCCUCUUCAAAGGCAUCCCUCUGGAAAGUACAGACGGGGAACGCCUUGUCAAGUCUCCACAUUGCACCAACCCAGCACUUUGUGUCCAGCCACACCACAUAACAGUAUCGGUCAAGGAGCUGGACUUGUUUCUAGCAUACUAUGUCCAGGACCAAGACUCGCAGCAGUCAGGAAGUCCCAGUAACAAUGAGCCAGGCAAGAACCCUCUUCCAGUCUACUUGGAAGACAGCUUCAUCAAAUCAGGAGUCUUCAGUGUUACAGAACUGGUGCGAGUGUCCAGAAUGCCCAUCACCCACGGUGCAGCGGUAAAUUUCUCCAUGGCCGACAUGCCCAGUCAACCCUACUAUCACGACCUGAACUCCGGCGUGGGGCUGCAUCGCUCCCUGUCUUCCCCUCCCGGCAGCAAAAGGCCCAAAACCGUCAACAUGGACGAGAACAUGGACACCAGCCCGACAGGACCUGACUUCUACUCGUCACCCAGCUCACCCGCUAGCAGUCGGGCCAACUGGCACGAUAGAGACGGAGACAUGUCCUCUCCUACCAUGAAGAAGCCAGAGAAGCCGCUGUUCAGCCCCACCUCCCCACAGGACUCGUCACCACGACUCAGCACUUUCCCUCAGCCUCAUCACCCAGGUCUAACAGGUGUAGGACACAGUGUUAUAUCGACGAGGAGCCCUCCUCCGCACUCGCCCCUGCAGUUCUCGGCCUCUGCCAUUUUGCCUCCGGCACCGUCACCCUACUUUUCGCACACCACCAUCCGCUACCCGCCACACCUCAACCCCGCUGAGCCCCUCAAGAGCUACGUGCCGUCAUACGACCCGUCCAGCCCACAGAGCAGUCAGCCUAAUAGCAGUGGCCAGGUGGUAGGAAAAGUCCCAGGCCACUUCACCCCAGUUCUGGCUCCCUCCCCACACCAUGGCGCCGUGCGACCCGUCUCGCUCUCCAUGCCCGACACCAAGCCCAUCACCACAUCCACAGAAGGCUACUCAGCCCCUGGCACCCCGACGGCUAACCGUUUUGUAGGCCUGAGCCCGAGAGAUCCCGCUUUCCUCCACCAGCAACAGCUGAGGAAGUGUGACUGGAGCGUGACUCAAAACGGCAGGCAUUAUGGCCCCAGUGCCACUGACGACACUUUGGGGAUUACUUGGCAAAGUCCUGGUACCUGGGCGAGCUUAGUUCCAUUCCAAGUGUCGAACGGGACUCCGAUUCUGCCAACAAAUGUCCACCAGAACUACAGCAUAAACAUCAUUGGUGAGCCCCUGGUCCCCGCUGAGACAGGGAACUGAACACAAAAGGCCGGAUGACCCCCCGCCCCAGGGUGGAUGGGUGUUGGUGGUGCAGAGCUAGCACUACAGGUGUCCGCAGCCAUGGAUGAAACCAGCAAAGCAGCAGGAGCUGCACAAUCGUCUCCCCACCCACCCACUCCCUUGCCCAUCCCUCCCUCCAUCCUGAUCUCAUCCCUUCCAGGUCCCACCCUACUCCCGUCCCUCCCCAUGAAGGACACUGGCCAUGAAGUGAAGACAAGGGUUGAUUUGGUGGAUAGAAAAAAGAUAAUGCUUCAGGUCUGCUGUCUCCUCGCCCAAGCCCAGCCCAGACAUGCACCAACCACCAGUCAGUUGUUGUGUUUGCAGAACUUUUCAAUCCAGUCAAAUACUGUGAUGUAUAGAUGCCUUAAUGUUUUAUUGCAUGACACUCUAGUCUCUUAGUGGCAAUUCCUACUAUUUUUCCAUGUUGAGGGGAAAAUUUAAAAUCUUGAUUUACACACACACACACACACACACACACACUCACACACACUCUCUAUCUCUCUCACUCAAGUGAAGAGGUCUGCGUAUCGACAACCUCUGCCUGGUGGAUGGCUCUGAGACUCCAAGCUCUUCGACUCAGACCUCUUGAAAAGAGGCUUUCCCACGUCAAAAGAUUCACUGUGUACACCAUAGGAACAAAAAUUGUGAAUUCAGAGUGUUUCUUCUUCCGUUUGAUUUCAGUUUACUGUGAUAUGACUCUUUGUUCAGAAAAUGUGUUGACUUUGCUUAUUCUUUACUGCUACUUACUUCAAGAAUUAACGUAAACACUUACGGUGAGGGUUGAGAACUCUCGACACAGUUUUCAAAAAACGCUAAAUGUUAGGCUUGAGAUUGGACCCCUCAUUUAAGAAUUUGCAACUCCUUUCCAAAAGGAAUAUAAAAAAGAUGGAGAAUAAGAAAAUCUCGAUAGAGGCAAGUGCAAUUGAAUUUUUGAAGGGAAGCUAUCAGUCUGUCAGCCCUAAGACUCUAAAGGAAGGGGGAUAAAUAUUAAAUGGUUUUAUGGGUAAAAUGUUUAAGAAAACAUUUGAAUUUGAUUACAGUCACUUAUCUCCUCACAUGAGAAAAACAUCAAGUGUGAAAGGCAGUUGAAGGCAAGCACUAAGCUACCUGUGCAGCGCUGAGCAAAACCAGCACUUCUUUUGAGCCCUUCCCAUAAUUAUGGGGAGUUUUUCUUUUUAAUUUAUUUUUGGGGAAAAAAAAUAACCGAACAUAAGCAAAGAAAUGAAACACACGUGGUGUGUUAAAAUGCCAUUUCUUUUUUUUUUUUCUUUUUUUUUAAUGUUCACGAUGAGAUCAAGAGCAUAUGCAUUUGGCCAUCAGCUUCUAAAGCUUAUGUUUACAAAAAAAAAAAAAGAAUUAUGGAAUGCAAAGUGUUAAUUCAUGGAAAUGUACAAUUCAUGCAAAUGUACAGUAGGCUUAUCUGUAAAACUAGUUUGUGCAAGGUUAACUCUACAGUGGAAAAGGUUGAAAACUGAAAUUAUGAAUCCAGGUGGUGGCAAAUCCCUGAAAUCUAGAAUUGUGCACGGCAUGUUCACAGCCAUUGCCUCUCCUGUCCAGACAUAUUUAUACAACGAAAAUCUCUCCAAUACUCUUAAUUUGCACGAUGACAUAUAGUCCACAUUACGUGCCUUGCCUUUGAAUAUAGAGACAUCACUACACUUGUUUUUGCUGCAUUUAUCAUUAUAGAAAAAAAAUUAACAUUUUUAUGAUAAGAAUUGUUUUGUACUCUGAAUGAAAUUGUUGAUUUUUAACUUCAUGUACUACUCUAUCUCACAGUUACAUUGCAUAUCAAGGCUGUGUAUAGUUGCUGUUUUAAAAUUUGUAAUCAACCAGCAUUUUUUUUUUUUUCAGUAUUUUGGUGGUUUUUUUCUAAUAACCUGUCAUCUUUUGUUUUCCUUAUUCUUCAAUGCUCAUUUUGUUCAUCUUCCAGUUACUAUUGUGGAGGGUGGAAUUCAGAAUUAUGAAAAUUAUGCAAUACCAAGUUUUGCCUAUGUAGGUAGUGCUUAUAGAUGCGUCAAUUAUUAGAGGCUAGUUUGGAGAUAGACAAUAUUGUAAUGCAUUUAUUUUGUUGAUAUCGUUGUUUGUCGUUGUUGUUGUUGUUGAUGAUGUUGUUGUUGUUGUGGGUGUUUUCCUUUUUUUAUUGACCAAAGUUGGGGACUGCUUUCUAUGCAGUGUAUGACAAGGUCUUUUUCUUUCUUUCUUUAGCAUUUAGGCCUACCGAAUGACGGUGAGACGUGUUCCAGUGUAUUUUGAAUUUGGGAGUUUUAGGGGGAGGGGCGGUAUUUUUCUAGAAGAACUUAUAAAAAACAAAUGCACCCUUGGUCUUUCUACGGCUGCAAAGUCACUGAUUGGUCUACUGUGACUCUUACUUUCAACUUUCCACCUGGGGUGCUAGCGUGUGACCUUGAAGGAGCUCAUUUUUCACAGGAGAGACAGCUUGACUUGAGUAUGACAAUCAUUUUAAGGAAUCAUUUCGCCUAGAAUCCCACCCUGUCGUAGAUCCCUUAAAGCUGCAGCUGAAUACUGAUAGCGUUGCAUGCUUUUGUCGAACCCCACGCCGUACUAUUCUAGACUUCACCGAAUGCAAUUCCCAAGUAGAUGCCUUAAACACAUCAGUGAAGUGGCCUGUGACCUGCGCAACAAUCACACACCGACUAAUGCUCGUGAGACCUGUCCAAAUCAGUUGCAGACAGGCUCAAGCAAGCCUUUAGAAAGUAUUUUAUAAGUAGUAGAUUUGUAUAAAUGUAUAUACUAUAUGCACAUAUGUCAAUUCCUGAAACACAUGCCCCAGCAGAGCCCGUAGAGUGUGUUAAAGUAAAUACUGGACAGCAGAGGUAUGAUGUUAUCUAACUUCCUGUCCAGUGGCCCCGUAGAAGCUUAAAUAGAAUCCACUAGAAGAAAAAUAUAGCACUUAAAUAGCACAUAGGCAAUCGUCUUCUCCCCCACAUACAGUGUUUUGAAUCUAGUCUUAAACUAAAUCUCUCAGGCGUAUUACAGGGCAUUAUUGUUAUCAAUCAUUCUCUUACCAUUUUUUUAUUUAAAAAAAAUAAAUAAAAGAAUAAAGACUCUCCUAGAGAGAGCAGCGCCUCCUGCUGCUGUGACACCUUUUGCACUCUUUCCCUUCAAUCGUGAAAGAAAUGUUUCCCUCGGAGAGAUGGCACUGCAGGGAGCUCUCCGGCGUUAGCAGAGGGCUAAGAAGCAGAAAGCGUUUUUUUUGUUUGUUUGUUUUGGGAUUUUUUUUUUUGUGUUGUUGUUGUUGUUGUUUUUUUUUAAAUAAUCCUCAAGUCAAGCUCAAUCUCUCCGUCUCCACCACCCACUAAACUGAAAAAAGUCACCCCGUUCUAUGUGCACUGUUUUGUCUUCUUCUUUUUUUCUUGGGUUUUAUUCUUUUUUUUCUUCUUUUAAAAGAAAAACUAUAAGUGCUUUGCAGCCUUUGGCCAUUGGAGACCCCACUGAAGUGCAUUGUCCCCAAGUGUGUGUGUGUGUGUUUGUUUGCAUGCGUGCGUGCGUGUGUGUGUGUGUGUGUGUGUGUGUGUGUGUGAUAUUAAAAAAUGUGUCAGGGUCACUGUGCUGUUGGUGUUUAUUUGAAUAGGCGACUGUACAUAAAGGCAAAUAUCCUGAUUGCGUCGAUAGCAGUAGUCUGUGGGGUUGAACUCUGCUUUGGCAGCUUGGGUUUUCGUGUGCAUGCACGUGUGUGUGUGUGUGUGUGUGUGUGUGUGUGUGUGUGUGUGUGUGUGUGUGUGUGUGUGUGUGAUUUUGUGAGCUGGAUGUGUGAUCGAGUGCCUCUGACACUACACAGUGAGAGAAGAUGAGGGUCUUUCUAUUGAGAAAAAAAAAAGCCUGCCGUGUGACAGGAGUUUGUACACUGUAAACUUUCUCAAGAGUUCUUCUCUUAAGCCCUUAUUUGUAAAUCUUCAAUUCUGGGGAAAAAUGAGUCAAUUCCAUUUUAGGAAAAAAAGAUCAAUAAAUUUGGAAUUUUGUUUGUUUGUUUCAGAGGCUGGAUUUGAGUUAGAACUCUCCAGGUUUCCCCAAUUAAUAGACUUUAAAGUGUUUUCAUCAGUUGUUGUUGUAUUCCUGUAUGUAAAGUCAAAAAGUGUGUGUGUGGGGGGGUAUUAUAUACAGAUCCGUAAAUAUAAAAAAAAACAACAACAAUGAAGGCUUUUUUUGUUAUUAAUAUUAUUAUUUCUCAUCUUUGUUAGUGCUUAGAUAUUUCCAUUUGGGAAACACUUCAUGAAUAUUUGAAUUGUUAAAUUGUUCUUUCAUUAGUGUGGCCAUAGUGAGUGAGUGAUGUGAUUUAUCUCUUUUUUGUUUUUUUUUUCUUUUUUUUUUUGAGAAACGAGUGUGAAUUCUUGUCCAACAAGAUGCUGGUGUGAGUGUGUUCCUUGUAGCAGCUGGGAGGUGAUGUCACUUAUCCAGUAGAAAAGGCCCCAGAUUGCACCUGACCUUAAGCAAGAAGCGGGGUCAAAUCUGCAGCGACAAACGUCCUUGAUGAAUCUUUCUUGUCUCAUUUUUUUUCUCUUGUAUUUUUAAGUUGUUGGGAUUUUUUUUUUUGUUUGUUUGUUUGUUUUCUUCAGAGGAAAUGUUGCAAGAUGAUUGGUGCUACAUUUCAGCAUAGUUCAGAUUCGGCCGGCUAGUGUUGAGCCGUCUGCUUGGUUCAUAUGCAGACGACACUCUAAACAUCACUAUAAAAGAUCAGUAACAGCAUCUGGGCAUCACUCAUUUUGCACAUUCCAUAUGCUGUCUGUGCCCAAUGUGGUGCAGGAAACCCUUCAUCCUACACUACAAACAAACAUUACAUUAAUUGCAGGUGCUUCAAAAUAGGGUACUGUACCUUCCAGCUGAUAAUAGGUAGUGUAUUUGGGCAUGGCUAUGUGUUUCUGUUGCUAUGCUGGGUGUGAAUGUAGCCUGUCUAAAAGCUCUUGAAACUUUCUGAAAUUUUUUAAUCAGUGUUCCACCCAUCAACAGCUUCAAGAUUUCAACCUUAUUUUAGAAAGUAUUAUGUCACUGAUCGCCGCGAUCAUCGAGAAACAAGACUUUAUGCAAGGAGGAGCUGUGGCACUCAUGCAAUAUGUGGUUUUCCUUUUCACUGAAUGUCACGCAUUCUGUAGGAUCGUACACACGCAGGCUUAAAGGAAACAUUAAGACUUCAUUUUCAUCGUACAUGAGCAAUAUACAGUACACCUUCCAUACGUUGGCUAGCUGCUAGUCACUUGGCAUCAGGUUGUUAUAAAACAUGAAAACCAGCAUUUUUACAGGAUGUAACAUUCACCAAAAGAAGACAAAAAAGAUAGCAAUGCAGUGCCUGUUCGAGCUGUCCAAGUGUCUGUUGUAUAUAAUUGUAAAAUGUGAUAGACUUACUUUCAUAUGUGACAAGAAAAACAUCACACAGAACAGAAUGUGGCAAACUCAUGCGGAAAAAUGCUCGUUAUCACUUCUUGAUGUUUUUGAAGCUUUUUUGUGAUUUAUUAAUUAUCAAAAUAUGUCAUCACACAAUGCCCACAUUAAGCUUGUUCAAAAUUUGAGAGGAAAUGUUCACUCUUUUUUCUUUUAUCUUUUUUUUUCUUUUUUAAUUUCAUUUAAUUUUAUUUUUUUUCCAGCAGGGGGAGUGGGGUGGGGGGUGCCAGUGCUACAUUAAGCGCAGUGAAACAAUGAAAUACUGUCUUUUCUUAAGGUUAGUCACCAGUUUUUUCUGCAGGGCUGAUUCAAUUUUUGGGUCUUGUGGCACUUUUACUUCCCUCUGCGCAAACGUUUCUACUUCAUGAAUCCUGGUGGAAUUAUAUAUAAUGAACAACAACAACAACACCAACAAAACAAGAUGUAAACAGUCUCCAGUAGUGAUCGUAGUUACACUGCAAGUGUGCAAAGGUCUAUGUAUGUAUCUGAAUGUACGUUUUAGAGAACUUUUUGGAAACCUUUUUUUUGUUUGUUUAUUUGUUUUUAUCUUUUCAUUGACAGUUUAGGAGCCACAGGUGUCCAUUGUGAACUGUAUAGCGAAGGCCUUGAUAUCCCUUCUUUAAUUGAUUUUAGAAAUGCCGAGCAUUAGGCAAUGCCUUCAAGCUGGUUACAUUUGGUGCAGGGGCUAAAAUUGCCACAAGAUUAAAAUCAGUGUAAAUAAAGGCUCAACUUUUUGUGAUUGUUACUGUUAUAUCCAGCCGAUACUGCUAGCAGCUGUUUUUACUGCAGUCAAUUACUGGAAGUGGAUAUAUUUCCUAUGCAAAACUGUUUAAACAAUAAAAUGAGCUAUGCUACAAAAACAA
This is a messenger RNA of Scatophagus argus, 9525 nucleotides long. Its product is annotated as nuclear factor 1 B-type-like. Gene Ontology annotation, cellular component: nucleus. Gene Ontology annotation, biological process: regulation of transcription by RNA polymerase II. Gene Ontology annotation, molecular function: DNA-binding transcription factor activity, RNA polymerase II-specific; RNA polymerase II cis-regulatory region sequence-specific DNA binding. The record is from RefSeq and is a predicted model, not a curated record. The coding region runs from base 1559 to 3247 and encodes 562 amino acids. The transcript has 12 exons. NCBI's taxonomy places the organism in Eukaryota, Metazoa, Chordata, Actinopteri, Scatophagidae.